Ctenocephalides felis (cat flea) is the source of this 6385-nucleotide messenger RNA. RefSeq lists its product as uncharacterized. The transcript has 53 exons. The record is from RefSeq and is a predicted model, not a curated record. Bases 752 to 6385 code for a protein of 1877 amino acids. Gene Ontology annotation, cellular component: cytoskeleton. NCBI's taxonomy places the organism in Eukaryota, Metazoa, Arthropoda, Insecta, Siphonaptera, Pulicidae.
AUAGUCCAGGACAAGUCUCAACCACUCGUACUUCUAGUAAACACGAAUCCAGCUCUCUAAUCCAAAAAGAACAAGGUUCUGGCAAACAAAUUGUCACCAAAUAUCGAGUCAUCCAAGGUGAUUUACCAGAACAAACCGAGACAAUAAUCACAGACAACCGACAAAUAAUUUCUGGUGACAAUAUUCACCAGGACAAACUGUGACAACUCAUACUUCUGAUACCAGCUCCUCAAUUCAGCAAGGUUCUGGCAAACAAGUGAUAACAAAAUAUCGAGUCAUCCAAGGAGAUUUACCAGACAACCACAAAAUUGUUGGUGCAGACUCCACCAAACAAGGACAUACAAUCACCAAGUACAGGAUUGUAGAAAAGAACCAACCAGAAAUUAUCAGGACUAUCAUCACUGAUAGUAAUAAACGUGUUAUUUCGGAUACUAUUACGCAACAAGAAGGUAGUGUGGAUAGUUCUGUUGUGACAAAGUAUAGAGUUGUUCAGGAUAAUUUGCCAGAAACUAGUGAGACCAGAAUCAAAGACACAACCAGUACUCACAAAGUAUCCAAAACUGAUCAGGAUAUCCAAGAACGUACCAAACUUCUAACCAAGGAAGAUGUAUCUGAACACAAAUCCAGGUACGAUGACCAUUACAAGACAGAUCAUCAGCAAAUCACAAAAGAUGUGGAUUAUUACACCAAGGAAGAAUUAUCUACUGACCAAAAAAUCGCCAAUUUCCAAGAAAUUCGCGAAAAACAACUAAUGGACAUCAACAAACGCAUCCAGAAACAAAACAGUCUCAUCCAAGACCACAAAGACGACACUACUGAAUUUAUAAAACGUGAACAAGAUGUCGUCACAAAAAAAACUGAUGAUGAAAUAGUUGUUACUGAUAAUCAUAUUAAAAUUCGAAAAGAAGAAAUGGAUAUUCGAGAUAACCAGAAGGAGAAUAUUGAUACCAGUCAUCAGGAAUAUCAUAGAUAUGUCAGGUUUAGUGAUUGGCAAGGACCUGCUGUUGGAAAACCUAAUUUAAAUCCAGGCCCAGGACAUUAUUCACCAGAAAAUCUGCGCCGGGAUAAAUCUCCAAUGUACAGUUUUGGACGUAAACCAAAAUCUGAGAAGAAAAACGACGUACCAGGACCAGGUCAAUAUUCACCUGAAAAAGUGCGUUUGUCCAAAUCACCUCAAUAUACAAUCAGAGGACGUACUGAAUUGCAUCCACGUGAUGAAGUACCAGGGCCAGGACAGUAUGCACCAGAAAAAACAAAGCUGGUUGGCGAUUCUUCACCCAAAUAUAGUUUUGGUCACAAACCGGAGCAUGAUAAACCAAUUAGUGAUGUACCAGGUCCUGGACAAUAUUAUGUGGAAAAGACUCACGUUGACACUGCACAUAAGUACACUUUUGGUCAAAAGUCUGUGAUUAAUAAGACUGAUCAUGUUCCAGGUCCUGGCCAAUAUGCUCCUGAAAAGACCAAACUAGACCAUACUCCUAUGUAUAGUUUUGGGCACAAACCAGAACAUCAUAAACCUAGUGACGUUCCAGGGCCAGGUCAAUAUGCUCCUGAGAAAGUCAAACUAGACACAACGCCAAAAUACAGCUUUGGGUUGAAACCUGAACAUAGUAAACCUAGUGACGUACCAGGUCCUGGUAAAUAUGCUCCUGAAAAAACUAAAUUAGACACAACACCCAAAUUUAGUUUUGGCCAUAAACCUGAGCACACAAAACCUAGUGAUGUACCAGGUCCUGGUCAAUAUGCUCCUGAAAAAACCAAAUUGGAUACCACCCCCAGGUACAGUUUUGGCCAUAAACCUGAAAAAACUAAACCUAGCGACGUACCAGGUCCUGGAAAGUAUGCACCUGAAAAAACAAAUUUAGACACGACUCCUAAAUACAGUUUUGGACAAAAACCUAAAAAUAAGAAACCUAGUGAUGUACCAGGUCCUGGACAAUAUGCUCCAGAAAAAACAAAAUUAGACACAACUCCUAAAUACAGUUUUGGUGUCAAACCUGAUAAAAAGAAACCUAGUGAAGUACCAGGUCCUGGUCAAUAUGCUCCGGAAAAAACAAAAUUAAGCACUACACCUAAAUAUAGUUUUGGACAUAAACCUGAGAAAACCAAACCUAGUGAUGUACCAGGUCCUGGUCAAUAUGCUCCUGAAAAAACAAAACUAGAUUCUACACCAAAAUACAGUUUUGGCCAUAAACCUGAUGAUAGAAAACCGAGUGAUGUUCCAGGUCCUGGUCAAUAUGCUCCUGAAAAAACAAAAUUAGAUUCGACUCCUAAAUACAGUUUUGGCCAUAAACCUGAUGAUAGAAAGCCCACUGAUGUACCAGGUCCUGGUCAAUAUGCUCCUGAAAAAACCAAACUUGAUUCGACACCAAAAUACAGUUUUGGCCAUAAACCUGAUGAUAAAAAGCCAACUGAUGUACCAGGUCCUGGUCAAUAUGCUCCAGAAAAAACAAAACUGGACUCAACACCAAAAUAUAGUUUUGGCCAUAAACCUGAUGAUAGAAAACCUAGUGACGUACCAGGUCCUGGUCAAUAUGCCCCAGAAAAAACUAAACUAGAUUCUACUCCAAAAUAUAGUUUUGGCCAUAAACCUGACGACAAAAAACCCAGUGACGUACCAGGUCCUGGUCAAUAUGCUCCAGAAAAAACUAAACUAGACUCCACACCCAAAUACAGUUUUGGCCAUAAACCUGAUGAUAGAAAACCCAGUGACGUACCAGGUCCUGGUCAAUAUGCUCCAGAAAAAACUAAUUUAGACAAAACACCUCAGUACAGUUUUGGCCACAGGCCAGAUAUUGAUAAACCUAGUGACGUACCAGGUCCUGGUAAAUAUCAUCCUGAAAAGUCAAAGUUGGACAAAGCUCCUGAAUAUAGUUUUGGCCAUCGUCCUGACGACCGCAAACCUAGCGAUGUGCCAGGUCCUGGAAAAUAUGCGCCAGAAAAAACUAAUUUAGACAAAACUCCUCAAUAUUCAUUUGGCCUACGGCCAGAUAUUUCUAAACCUAGCGAUGUGCCAGGACCAGGACAAUAUGCUCCAGAAAAGACAAAAUUGGACACGACUCCUAAAUAUAGUUUUGGACUUCGACCAGAUCACGAAAAACCUAGUGAUGUUCCAGGUCCUGGUAAAUAUGCACCGGAAAAAACAAAACUGGACUCAUCUCCUAAGUACAGUUUUGGACUUAAACCUGAUCAUCGUAAACCUAGUGAUGUACCAGGUCCUGGUCAAUAUCAACCUGAAAAGUCUAAAUUAGACAAAGCUCCUGAAUAUAGUUUUGGACAUAGACCAGAAAUUGAUAAGCCUAGUGACGUACCAGGUCCAGGUCAAUACGCUCCUGAAAAGACUAAAUUGGAUAAAACACCUCAAUACUCUUUUGGUUUGCGACCAGAUAUUUCUAAACCUAGUGAUGUACCAGGACCUGGACAAUAUCAUCCAGAGAAGACAAAGUUGGAUCAUACGCCUCAAUACAGUUUUGGCCAUCGUCCUGAAAUCGACAAACCUAGUGAUGUACCAGGACCUGGUCAGUAUGCUCCAGAAAAAUCUAACCUGGAUUCAGCACCCAGGUACAGUUUUGGUCUUAGACCUGACGACAAGAAACCAAGUGACGUUCCAGGGCCAGGUCAAUACUGUCCUGAAAAAUCAAAGUUGGACAGAGCUCCUGAAUAUAGUUUUGGACAUCGACCUGACAUCGAUAGGCCAGAUAAUUUACCAGGUCCUGGCCAAUAUCGUCCAGAAAAGAGUAAACUAGACCACGGUCCUGAAUAUUCAUUUGGUUUGAAACCGAAUAUUGAUAAACCUGACCAAGUUCCUGGUCCUGGCCAAUACAAUCCUAAAAUAUUGGAUCAAACUCCUCAAUAUAGUUUUGGAAUACGUCCAGAUAUUGAUAAGCCGAGUGAUAUACCUGGUCCUGGUCAAUACAAUCCUGAGAAAACAAGGUUGGACCAUACACCACAGUAUAGUUUUGGACAUCGUCCUGAUAUUGAAAAACCAAACGAAGUUCCAGGUCCUGGCCAAUACAAUCCUAAAAUGUUGGAUCAAACUCCUCAGUACAGUUUUGGACUUCGUCCUGAUAUUGAUAAACCAAGUGACAUUCCAGGUCCUGGCCAGUACAGCCCUGAAAAAUCGAAACUGGGCCAUACACCUCAGUAUAGUUUUGGACUUCGACCAGACACAGAGAAACCAAGUGGAGUACCAGGUCCUGGUCAAUACAGUCCAGAAAAAUCCAGGCUCGACCAUACACCUCAGUAUUCGUUUGGAAUUAGACCAAAUAUUGAUAAACCAAGUGACAUACCUGGUCCUGGACAAUAUAAUCCUGAAAAAUCCAACCUGGAUCACACACCACACUUUAGCUUUGGGCUACGUCCUGAUCUUCACAAACCUAGUGAUGUACCAGGUCCUGGACAAUACCAUCCUGAAAAAUCCUUGCUGGAUCAUACACCUCAAUACAGUUUUGGUCUUCGACCUGAUAUUGAUAAACCAAAUCAAGUACCAGGUCCUGGACAAUACAAUCCGGAAAAAUCCAAGUUGGAUCGUGCACCUGAGUACAGUUUUGGCAUUCGACCUGAUUUGGAUAAACCUAACGACUUACCAGGUCCUGGUCAAUAUCACCCUGAAAAAGUUAAAUUGGAUCACACACCUCACUACUCCUUUGGCAUUCGACCCGAAACCGAAAAACCGAACGACAUUCCAGGUCCUGGUCAAUAUUCUCCAGAAAAAUCCAAAUUGGAUACAAGUCCUGGAUUCAGUUUUGGACACAGACCAGACCACGAUAAACCUGAUAAUUUACCAGGUCCUGGAAAAUAUUAUCCAUCCAAGUUGGACUCAGGCAUUCACUACAGUUUUGGAAUUCGUCCUGAUUUGAACAAACCUAAAGAUACACCUGGUCCUGGUGACUACAAACCAGAAACAUCAAGACUGGACACGUCAUCAGGUUACAGCUUUGGUGUUAGACGUGACGUUGAAAUCCGCAACAUCACACCAGGUCCUGGUCAAUAUUCACCAGAAAAGGUAAAAUUAGACCACACGCCCCAAUUUACAUUUGGACAUCGACCAGAGACCAAAAUACAAAGCGACAUACCAGGACCAGGUUCGUACAAUCCUGAACUAUCAGUAAUUUCUAAAGGACCUCGUGUACGUCCUGAACCUAGUGGUGGUGGAGGAGCUGGUGGAGGAUACGGUCCUGUACCAACAAGAGUACGAAAAUUAUCCUGGACCAUGAAGGAUGGUCAAAGAGUCUACGAAACUGAUGUGUCGCAGCAACUAAUAGAAUCUGAACGACAUUUGGUGAAAGAAGUUGGAACUCGUGAUCAUAUUAUUGUUAAACAGACGCAGGUUAAUGGAACUUUGGAUAAAGAUGUUGCAACAAUAACAACAAAAGAUACCCAAGAAUCAACAACCACGACUGAUACUAAAAAAAUCAAUAAAUAUGAAGAUUUUAUAGAAAUGGGAAGAAAAGAAUCUGAUGGAUAUUCCAAAACUGUGGAGACUUACAAAACAACACCAAGUUUUCAGGUCGAGGAAUUUAUUAGUGAAGAUGGGCUUAGUAAAGAAAAAAGAGUUACCAAAAAGUCCAGUGAUGGUCGUAGAAUUGUGGAAACUGUUACAACAUCAAUGCCAGUUGUCGAAGUCGAAACUUUUGUUGUUCAGGAUGAAAAAUUCUCCAAGGAAAAUAAAGUUUCUACAAAAUCUGGGGUCCAAAAAAUUUUAGAAACCGUUGAAACUGUUGGUCAAUCUCCAAGAGUUGAAACUUAUAUUGUUGAAGAAGCAAUUGAUGGAAAUAGUAGAGCCCUUACUAAAUCUGGUGGCCAAAUAAUUAUAGAAGAAGUUGAGACUGUAACUUCUUCGCCAAGAGUAGAAACUUAUGUUAUACAAGAUUCAAAAGAAAGCAAAGGUACAAAAACUGGUUCUCAAAGAAUUAUCAAAACAGUGGAAACCAUAAACAAAUCUUCUCCUAGUGCAGAAACUUAUAUUGUCGAAGAAGUUGUGGAAGGACAUAAAGGAAAAUCAGGUUUACAUAGAAUUAUAGAAUCUGUGGAGACUUCUGAAGUAGAGUCCGACGUUGUGGAAGUCUCUAGACCAGGACAAAAAGGUGUGCGCAGAUUGGUAGAAACAGUUGAAACCGUAAGUUCUUCUCCAAGGAUGAAAAGUUACAUCAUUGAAGACGUGCAGAAAUCUUCAAAAGCAAGCAGAGAUGUUUCAGAAAGAGGUUCCCAAAGAUUAAUAAGAACUGUAGAAACUCCAGGGUCUUCGCCCAGGGUGGAAACUUAUGUUAUAGAAGACUCCAGUACUGGUGCAAAAGGCAAAAAUGCAAUUUCUACAAAAUCCGGUGCACAACAAAUAAUUGAAACUGUGGAAACUAUAGGAUCAUCUCCGAGGGUAGAAACUUAG